This is a messenger RNA of Neltuma alba, 1805 nucleotides long. RefSeq names its product protein LATERAL ORGAN BOUNDARIES-like. The transcript is spliced from 2 exons. The record is from RefSeq and is a predicted model, not a curated record. NCBI's taxonomy places the organism in Eukaryota, Viridiplantae, Streptophyta, Magnoliopsida, Fabales, Fabaceae. The coding region runs from base 980 to 1510 and encodes 176 amino acids.
CUCUUCAUCUUCCCUCUUCCUUAACAAUUAUCACCUCCCUCACAUUCCCUUCUCCUUUCUCUCUCUCCCCUCCAAUUAGGGUUUCAAUUCCUAUAUAUCACUUCUCUGUGACUUAUCACUCUCAUUGCCUAUACCUACCUUUUCUCCGCAAGGGAAUUCAACCGCAGCUUCUCAAGUCAUCAGUCAGAUACCUGCUGCUCAUCUGAUUUCUUCAGAGAUGGAAAUUAAUAAUAGCUAUCUACUUGAUCGUGCGGCUAAAUUCUUCCUGCAGAAGAGAUAAAGUGUUCUUUAAUUUGUUCUGCUCUAGUACUACUGUACUACUGUGACUCUGAUGAUCAGGGACUGAAACAUUCAGUCAACAACAGAACAUGAGCACAAGAUCAUUGUAAACUAAAUGAAGUUUCCCGAAAUACGCUAAUUGGAGUUUUAAGUUUAAAGCUGAUUAAAGAUUCUUUUCUGAAUUAAUUCCGUCAUAGUAAUCAAUUUGAAGAAGGGGAAGAACACAUAAACAGAAACGGAAGGAAAAUACUGGGAAAAGAAGAGUGUGCGUGUGUGUGUAGGAAAGGGAAGACCAAGAAAUGGAAAAGAUAGCACUGUUGUCAUAUAAUAAUAUGCAAGGGAUGAUAUAUGGAAUUUUUAAAUCAAACCCAGAAAAGUUGUAUGCGCAGUGUAUGCAUGUGCUUGUAUUGUAUCAGAGAAUUCUUUGUGGAAAAGGUAAGAGGUUUGAGACAUUAACUAAAGUAAUUGAUCCAAACUGAACUCUCUUGCAAUAGACUAAUAAGGGAAUGCUUUUAAUUAAUAUAUUUCUAAUCAAGCUCAGUUCAUCUCAGUCGCUAGACGUUAAUUUUGACUACACCAAGACAGCAAAAGAAUGAAAGAGUGACAAAGGGGAGAAAGAAAGAGAAGUCUUAAAAUUACAGAAAACAAGAAUUGGUUAAUGGGUUUUUUUUUUUUUUUUUGGUAGUGAAGAGAGAUCGAGAUGGCGUCGUCGUCGUCGUCAAGCCCUUACAAUUCUCCAUGUGCUGCCUGCAAAUUCUUGAGGAGAAAAUGCUUGCCAGGUUGCAUCUUCGCUCCUUACUUCCCACCGGAAGAGCCUCAGAAAUUCGCCAACGUUCACAAGAUAUUCGGUGCCAGUAACGUCACUAAGCUCCUCAACGAUCUCCUUCCUCACCAGCGAGAAGACGCCGUCAACUCUCUCGCCUACGAAGCCGAGGCUCGCGUCAAAGAUCCCGUUUACGGCUGCGUCGGCGCCAUCUCCUUCCUCCACAGGCAGGUCCAGAGGCUUCAGAAGGAGCUCGAUGCGGCUAACGCCGUUCUGCUUCGUUUUGCCUGCGACGACAUCGCGUCUCAGCCUGGAUUGACCCCUUCAGUUCAACCAUGCCUGCCUCAACGACAAAGGCCUGUGAACUUUGCCUCUGAUGACUUUUACCCGCAAUCUUCGAGCAGUUAUUCUCUUCCUUGGGCUGAUUCUUCUUCGGACGCCUUCAAUAAUGGAGGAGGUAAUUUGUGAAUUAGACUAGUAGAAAUGGAAACCCCUUCUAGGGUUUCUACUUAACCUGCCCUUGCCCUAUGAUCUCAUGGUAUCUGACAUCAUAUAUAUCUAGUGAUGCACUCUAGCUAGCUGGAGCUGAUGGAGCCUUAUUACUUGGACUCUUGCCCAUAUAUAUACGUGACUUGAGGUCUCUCUGAAAGAAAAGUUAGGCAACCUUUUCUAGAGUUUACUGUUAAUUUCUUUGAUAACACUUUAACAAUUGGAGACUAUAUUUUUCUUUGUUUGAUAAUAAACACUCGAAAAGAUUUACCUU